Vombatus ursinus (common wombat) is the source of this 2009-nucleotide messenger RNA. RefSeq names its product core histone macro-H2A.1. NCBI's taxonomy places the organism in Eukaryota, Metazoa, Chordata, Mammalia, Diprotodontia, Vombatidae. Gene Ontology annotation, cellular component: nucleosome. Gene Ontology annotation, biological process: nucleosome assembly. Gene Ontology annotation, molecular function: structural constituent of chromatin; protein heterodimerization activity; DNA binding. The record is from RefSeq and is a predicted model, not a curated record. The coding region runs from base 266 to 1384 and encodes 372 amino acids. The transcript has 10 exons.
ACCCUGCCGACUGGUUCCAGUUCACACGGCGGUUGAUCAGAGAGAGAGGGAGAGUGAGGGGAGAGAGCGAGCGAGCGCGCGCGAGCGAGAGGGAGGGGGGGGGGAGAGACCGGACGAGCGAGCGCGGAGAGAAAGAGCGAGAGCGGCCGAGGCAGGAGACAUAUUGCUGCUGCUCCUGCUGCCUGGGAGCCGCUCCUGAGAUAGUCAAAUACUUCCACAAUCUCCAAAAAUCUAGUGUGCUGUUUCACAUCCAGGAAAAAACAAGAUGUCAAGCCGGGGUGGGAAGAAGAAGUCCACCAAAACCUCCCGGUCAGCAAAGGCUGGAGUUAUCUUCCCUGUGGGGCGGAUGUUGCGGUACAUUAAGAAAGGACACCCCAAGUACAGGAUUGGGGUGGGUGCUCCAGUGUACAUGGCUGCUGUGCUGGAAUAUCUGACUGCAGAAAUUCUGGAAUUGGCUGGGAAUGCAGCAAGAGACAACAAGAAGGGAAGAGUCACUCCUCGACACAUCCUUCUGGCUGUAGCCAAUGAUGAGGAAUUAAACCAGCUAUUAAAGGGAGUCACCAUCGCCAGUGGGGGUGUUUUACCAAAUAUCCACCCAGAAUUGCUAGCAAAGAAGAGAGGAUCCAAAGGCAAACUGGAAGCCAUCAUUACUCCUCCUCCAGCCAAAAAGGCCAAAUCUCCAUCGCAGAAGAAACCUGUGUCAAAGAAAGCAGGGGGCAAGAAAGGACCCAGGAAAUCUAAGAAGAAGCAGGGAGAAGUCAGCAAAGCAGCCAGUGCAGAUAGCACGACAGAGGGCACCCCUGCUGAUGGAUUCACCGUCCUCUCCACCAAAAGCCUCUUCCUCGGCCAGAAGCUGAACCUUAUUCACAGUGAAAUCAGUAAUUUAGCCGGCUUUGAGGUGGAGGCCAUUAUCAAUCCUACCAAUGCUGACAUUGACCUUAAAGAUGACCUAGGGAAUACCCUGGAGAAGAAAGGUGGCAAGGAAUUUGUGGAAGCAGUGUUAGAGCUUCGGAAAAAAAAUGGUCCAUUGGACAUCGCUGGAGCGGCUGUCAGUGCAGGCCAUGGCUUGCCCGCCAAGUUUGUGAUCCAUUGUAACAGUCCAAUAUGGGGCUCUGACAAGUGCGAAGAACUUCUGGAAAAGACAGUGAAGAACUGUUUGGCCUUGGCAGACGACAAGAAGCUGAAAUCAAUUGCAUUUCCAUCAAUUGGCAGUGGCCGAAAUGGUUUCCCCAAACAGACGGCAGCACAGCUGAUCCUGAGAGCCAUCUCCAGCUAUUUUGUGUCCACAAUGUCUUCGUCAAUCAAAACGGUUUAUUUCGUGCUCUUUGACAGUGAGAGUAUAGGGAUAUAUGUGCAGGAAAUGGCAAAACUAGAUGCUAACUGAGUUGAAAGAAUUACAGAAGCAGCCCAAACUCACUUGGUCCUUUUCUUCAAUUUAAAAUUAAAAAGAAAAAAGAAGUCCUUAACUCCUAAUUGUGAGGCAACACCCUUUAUUUUCAAUUUUGCUCAUCUAGGGAAAUGAGAUUUGUUUUUGUUUUUGUUUUUCGGGUUAAUUUUUUUUGACCUUCUAAAAUGUUUUUAUGUUAGCACUGAUAGUUGGCGUUACUGCUGUUAAUGCACUGUUUCAGCCCUUGUAUGAGUUUAGUGUAAUCUAGGAGAUUUUAUAGUUUUAUUUUAAUGAAAACCGGAUUGAUGCAGACAGUAGUGGGAAGUACAUUGUCUUUUACAUGUGGAAGAAACCAGGAAGCCCUAUUUUGUAACUGUGUUGUGGUACGUAAUCCUACAUUGUGUGAUGUUUCCCUCAUCACAUUGUUCUCAUUUUUUUUUCCUAAAACAACAACAAAAAAAAAAAAAAGAAAAGAAAAAAAAGACAUCACAUUUAAUUUCUGUUUACUUAUUGUCUUAAUGAUGGAUCUGGAAAUGGGGGGAAAAAGGAGAAGCCUGUUGUCCUUAAUUAUAUUUGCAAUUUGGAAUUUGUGUGAAUUGAUUUAGUAAAAUGUUAAACUGUU